CCCACCUUAUAGUAGCCCCAUCUAAUUUGUAUUUGCCUAGUUUAUCGAUAAGAAUAUCAUGCGAGACCGUAUCAAAUGCCUUACUAAAGUCUAGGUAUACCACAUCCACCGCUUCACCCUUAUCCACAAGGCUCGUUAUCCUAUCAAAGAAAGAUCUAAAGCAGUGGUUCUCAACCAAGUGGUACACGUAACCCUGGGGGUAUGCAGAGGUCUUCCGGGGGGUACAUCAACUCAUCUAGAUAUUUGCCUAGUUUUACAAUAGGCUACAUAAAAAGCACUAGCAAAGUCAGCACAAACUACAGUUUAAUACAGACAAUGACUUGUUUAUACUGCUCUAUGUACUAUACACUGAAAUGUAAGUACAAUAUUUCUACUCCAUUUGAUUUAUUUUAUAAUUAUAUGGUAAAAAUUAGAAAGUAAGCAAUUUUUCAGUAAUAGUGUGCUGUGACACUUGUAUUUUUAUGUCUGAUUUUGUAAUCAAGUACAUUUUAGGUGAGGUGAAACUUGGGGGUACUCAAGACAAUUCAGACUCCUGAAAGGGGUACAGGAAUCUAGAAAGGUUGAGAGCCACUGAUCUAAAGCACUAGAAGGAAGGCUACUUUCUGCUCUGUUGCUUUAGGUUUGGUGAUACCAGCAAUUCUUGAAGGAGAAACACAAAACCCUAAACUCAGAUCUCAGCAGUGCAGACGCCAUACCACGGCAAGCAUGGAGUCCGCUCAGCUCAAGACAGCAGUCAUGAACAUUGUAAACACUUUGUGCGUUAUCGUGCAGUUUAUGCUGAACCAGAACCUGCAAAACCAGGCGGCGCGGAGUAGGCUAUGGCAGCGCGGCGGCGAGAGUGAUGAGGACAUGGAUAUGGAAUUCUAUCAAACCGCGGGCCCCGGUGCUUUGGAGAUCAUGCUGUUAAUGGGGCAGGUUAUAGCCGUGGAACGCCGAUUCUGGGCCCGGGAAACAAGCACAGACUGGUGGGACUGCAUAGUGUUGCAGGUGUGGGACGAUUCCCAGUGGCUGCGAAACUUUCGCAUGCGUAAGGGCACUUUCAUGGAGCUUUGUGACUUGUUUUCCCCUGCCCUGAAGCGCUAGAAUACCAAGAUGAGAGCAGUCCUCACAGUUGAGAAGCGAGUGGCGAUAGCCCUGUGGAAGCUUGCAACACCAGACAGCUACUGGUCAGUCGGGAAUCAAUUUGGAAUGGGCAAAUCUACUGUGGGGGCUGCUGUGAUGCAAGUAGCCAAAGCAAUCACUGAGCUGCUGCUACGAAAGGUAAUGACUCUGGGAAAUGUGCAGGUCAUAGUGGAUGGCUUUGCUGCAAUGGGAUUCCCUAACUGUGGUGGGGCGAUAGAUGGAACCCAUAUCCCUAUCUUGGCACCGGAGCACCAGGGUACCCAGUACAUAAACCACAAGGGGUACUUUUCAAUGGUGCUGCAAGCACUUGUGGAUCACAAGGGACGUUUCACCAACAUCAACAUGGGCUGGCCGGGAAGGGUUCAUGACGCUCGCGUCUUCAGGAACACUAUUCUGUUUAAACGGCUGCAGCAAGGGAAUUACUUUCCGGACCAGAAAAUAACCGUUGGGGAUGUUGAAAUGCCUAUUGUUAUCCUUGGGGACCCAGCCUACCCCUUAAUGCCAUGGCUUAUGAAGCCAUACACAGGCAGCCUGGACACAAGUCAGGAGCUAUUCAACUACAGGCUGAGCAAGUGCAGAAUGGUGGUAGAAUGUGCAUAUAGCCAUUUAAAAGGUCGCUGGUGCUCGUUACUGACUCGGUCAGACCUCAGCCAAACCAAUAUCCCCAUUGUUAUUGCUGCUUACUGUGUGCUCCACAGUCUCUGUGAGAGUAAGGGGGAGACCUUUAUGGUGGGGUGGGAGGCUGAGGCAAAUCGCCUGGCUGCUCAUUAUGCGCAGCCAGACACCAGGGCGAUUAGAAGAUCACACCAGGAAGCACUGUGCAUCAGAGAAGCUUUGAAAACCAGUUUCAUGACUGGCCAGGCUACUGUGUGAAAGUUCUGUUUGUUGAAAACCCACCCCCUUGAUUGACUCAUUCCCUGUAAGCAAACCACCCUCCCCCCUUAAAUCACAGCUUGCUUUUAAAGGAA
Messenger RNA from Malaclemys terrapin pileata, 2090 nucleotides. RefSeq lists its product as uncharacterized. Lineage: Eukaryota; Metazoa; Chordata; Testudines; Emydidae. The record is from RefSeq and is a predicted model, not a curated record. Bases 1093 to 1995 code for a protein of 300 amino acids. The transcript has 2 exons.